CCCCCACCUCUCCGGAAUAAAUCCGUGACGCGACAUGUCCACGGCCCGCAGCUCUCUCUACGAUUCUGCUAGGAGUACUCCCUACUAGUCUCCUUCCUCCGAUUCUAGCUCCGUAUCUCCAACAUGAUUGCGCGCGGCCUGCUCCGAUCCAAUGCGUCCUCGCAGGCAAACAAACUAGUGAAGUAUUUAACCGGCACUGGGAGUGUACAAGGGCAUGCAGAUAGUUUGGCAAAUGCAUCAGUCAGACAUUUCAGUUCAGCGCCGUCUCCUCAGUCUAACUCAACUGAAGAAAAUGGGUUUAAGGGGCAUGGCAUGUUGGCUCCAUUCACAGCUGGAUGGCAGAGCAGCGAUGUGCACCCGCUGAUUAUUGACAGAUCUGAGGGUUCUUAUGUUUAUGACAACAAUGGGAAUAAGUAUCUAGAUUCUCUUGCUGGACUAUGGUGUACAGCUUUAGGUGGUAGUGAGCCUCGAUUAGUCAAAGCUGCAACUGACCAAUUAAAUAAGUUACCCUUCUAUCACUCAUUUUGGAAUCGUACAACCAAGCCAACAUUGGAUCUCGCGGACGACCUUCUUAGCAUGUUCACUGCAAGGAAAAUGGGAAAGGCAUUCUUCACAAAUAGUGGUUCAGAAGCAAAUGACUCACAGGUCAAACUAGUAUGGUAUUAUAACAAUGCAUUGGGGAGGCCAGACAAGAAAAAGUUUAUUGCACGAUCAAAAGCAUAUCACGGAUCGACAUUGAUAUCAGCUAGUCUCACUGGUCUUCCUGCCCUGCACCAGAAGUUUGAUCUACCUGCACCUUUUGUUCUGCACACAGACUGCCCUCACUACUGGCGCUUCCAUCUUCCCGGUGAGACAGAAGAAGAAUUUGCCACAAGACUUGCAAAUAAUUUGGAGAAUCUUAUCCUCAAGGAAGGACCAGAAACAAUUGCUGCGUUCAUUGCUGAGCCUGUGAUGGGUGCUGGCGGUGUCAUCCCACCUCCAAAGACCUAUUUUGAUAAGGUUCAAGCAGUGGUUAAGAAGUACGACAUCCUUUUCAUAGUAGACGAGGUCAUUACCGCAUUUGGAAGGUUGGGAACCAUGUUUGGAUCUGAUAUGUAUAACAUCAAGCCAGAUCUAGUCACCUUAGCCAAGGCUCUUUCAUCUGCCUAUGUCCCCAUUGGCGCAACCCUUGUUAGCCCUGAAAUAGCAGAUGUGAUUGAUUCUCAGAGCAAUAAGCUUGGUUCAUUUGCUCAUGGCUUUACAUAUUCUGGUCAUCCAGUUGCUUGCGCUGUCGCCAUUGAAGCGCUGAAAAUCUAUCGGGAAAGGAAUAUUCCUGAUCAUGUGAAGCAAAUUGCUCCGCGCUUCCAGGAGGGAACAAAGGCCUUUGCAGGAAGUCCAAUCGUUGGGGAGAUCCGUGGUGUAGGGUUGAUACUUGGAACUGAAUUUGCUGACAAUAAAUCACGAGAUAGUCCAUUCCCUGCAGAAUGGGGCGUUGGUGCUAUCUUCGGACAGGAGUGCCAGAAGCGUGGCAUGCUGGUUAGGGUUGCCGGAGACAGCAUUAUGAUGUCGCCGCCAUUGACAAUUACAGCCGACGAAGUAGAUGAGCUAGUGAGCAUAUAUGGGAAAGCUAUGAAGGCCACUGAGGAGAGAGUGGCCGAGCUCAAAUCCAAGAAAAAUUAGACAAGAUGCAGCACGACGAUGAUGAUAACGUCGAAGGCGACGGAUGACGGUGGCAUUGGAUGUGUACAAAAUAAUUCCUUGCUCUCGGCGUGAGGUGGUAAUAACGCAGCGGAAGGAACGGCCUUUCUUGAUGUGCAAAAUGGCGAAGUGUUCUUUCACAAAGCAUCGGUGAUUGAUGAUUUGAUUACACACACAAGAUAGAUUGCGUACAAUCUCACAUAUAAAGAUAAUCUCUUAAUAAAGCCCCGUUUAUAUGUUUGCCAUAUUGGAAAUUCCUAAUUAUACUGGGCAGGUUGAGUUUAGAAUGAAAUAUUUUCAAAGAGUUCCUUAUGA
Molecule: messenger RNA, 1992 nt
Organism: Lolium perenne
Lineage: Eukaryota; Viridiplantae; Streptophyta; Magnoliopsida; Poales; Poaceae
Product: gamma-aminobutyrate transaminase 1, mitochondrial
Biological process (GO): biotin biosynthetic process
Molecular function (GO): S-adenosyl-L-methionine:8-amino-7-oxononanoate transaminase activity; pyridoxal phosphate binding
Source: RefSeq, a predicted model, not a curated record